UACGUCUUUUAUCAUAAAAAGUGUUUUUUUGUAUAAAUAACGUAAAGAAUUACCUUAAAAUAUGCGGAGAAGAAAAGAAGACAGCGACCCAAUUGCAAAAUUGGGAGAACAAAUUAGAAAAUUAGAAGAAAGGAUAUGUUCACGUUCAAGGUCAAGUGCGGCGUCGUCUCAUCGACAUGGCCGAUAUGACCGGCCGCGUUAUACUUACAGGUCGAGAUCGAGAUCACGAUCUUGGACCUAUUCUAGGUCUACAUCAAGAUCCCUAUCUCCGCCGCCGAGAAGUAGAUCUCGUUCGGCAUCAAAAAGUAGAUCUCGAUCGCCCAUAAUAGUUAUAGAAACUGCGGACGAUCUCUCUUGUGAACCGGAGAAAGCAGCGCCAGAGAAGGAAGAUUUAGUACAAAAUUCCGAUAAGAAAGAAGAUACGCAAGCAAUUGAAGAUAUUAGUGAUAACAUCUUAGCCUUGCUCGGGGAUGCACCAGAAGAGGUUGCAUUUGGUCCAAACCUUCUUGGACAGGUUGCUUCUCGUUGGCAAGAUAUAAUUAAGAAAGGUAUGAAUAAAGAUGACAGAGACAAGAUUAUGAAAAAAUAUCCCGCUCCAGAUAACUGCAAAAUUAUUGGAGCCCCCAAAAUGAAUUUAGAGGCUCAAGUUGCAGCGGGCGAGACUCUUGUUCACAGGGACAAGGCGAUCGAAAUGAAGCAGAAUGAAGUUUCUUGUGCCCUGACCGCGAUUGGUCUAGCCCUUAACAAGUUGUGCUUGGUACCUGGUAAUGAGGAGGUUAUUAUGUUCCUGAGCGACUCUGCCCGUCUCUUGUGUGAUUACCAACACAGGGAAUCCCAACUAAGGAAGAUGUUCAUAAUAUCGGGUCUUGAAAACAAAACCGCACGCGACACUUUACGAGAUUGUGAGGUAGACCAGUGGCUUUUCGGAGAAAACUUAGCUGAAAAAUUAAAGGCUUCUAAAGCGAUUGAACAAUCUAGCAAAGACCUAAAAAACACAAAAAGACCGAAGAAGAUACAACCCAGUAAUUUAAACUUCAAAGGCCCGACCAACAACACACACAAACCCAGAGCCCGAGGUCAUCAGAAGCAAUACCACAGGAAACCGAACAACACUUCUUCUGCCAAGCCACACCAUCAGCAGAAGCGUCGCACUCACCGACAUUACAACAGCCGCCGUUAAAUGAUCAGCAACCAGCGGUUUCAACGGCGUCUUAUCCUGGUUGCCGCGGUGCUAUCCGGAAAGCGCUAUCUAUGAGGGGCGUGUCGUCUGGUGCGGCCGAAAUUAUGUUGGAAUCCCUUGCG
This is a messenger RNA of Cydia fagiglandana, 1302 nucleotides long. RefSeq lists its product as uncharacterized. Bases 62 to 1180 code for a protein of 372 amino acids. Lineage: Eukaryota; Metazoa; Arthropoda; Insecta; Lepidoptera; Tortricidae. The transcript is spliced from 3 exons. The record is from RefSeq and is a predicted model, not a curated record.